This is a messenger RNA of Humulus lupulus (European hop), 2070 nucleotides long. RefSeq lists its product as uncharacterized. The transcript is spliced from 2 exons. Bases 1 to 2070 code for a protein of 689 amino acids. The record is from RefSeq and is a predicted model, not a curated record. NCBI's taxonomy places the organism in Eukaryota, Viridiplantae, Streptophyta, Magnoliopsida, Rosales, Cannabaceae.
AUGUUUUUAGCUCAAAAGGCAAAAAUUAAUUGGGUUAAAAAUAGUGAUGAGAAUACUGCCAUAUUCCAUGCAUCUUUGAAAGUCCGGAGAGCUCAAAAUAGAAUUAAUUCUAUCCGGAAUGAGAGUGGCAUUUGGAUUGACAAACCAGAGGAAAUCCAACAAGCUUUUUUGAGCUAUUAUCAGAACUUGUUAGGGACCUCAAUGAGCAACAGAAGUAAGGUCUUUCAAUCAGUAGUGGCUGCUGGACUUUUACUUUCAGAGGAGCAUAUUCAAGUUCUACAGCAACCUUUCACUAUCCAAGAAGUUAAAGAUGCCAUAUUUGCCAUUCCAGGUAUGAAGGCUCCUGGCCCGGAUGGGUUUGGGAGUUAUUUUUAUCAUGAUAAUUGGGAUUUGGUGGGAGAAGGGGUUGGAACUGCUGUGAUUAAUUUCCUAAACACAGGGAAGAUACUUAAAGAGAUCAAUACAACAACCAUUACCCUCAUCCCUAAAGUCAAGUGUCCAGAUAGUGUCAAAGACUUCAGGCCAAUUUCUUGUUGUAAUGUGAUAUAUAAGGCUGCUACUAAAGUCAUUUGCUCGAGAUUAAGGCAAAUCCUCCCUGAGAUAAUAGCAGAGAACCAAGGUGGGUUCGUUCAUGGGCGAUAUAUAGCUCAUAAUACUAUGGUAUGUCAAGACAUUGUCAGGCAUUACGGAAGGAAGAAUUGUAAACCGAGUUGCAUGAUCAAAAUUGAUUUGAGGAAAGCAUACGACACCAUCGAAUGGGGAUUCAUUGAAGAAAUGCUCAUUGCUUUUCACUUUCCUUGGAAGUUCAAUGAUCUCAUUAUGGGCCUGAAACUCUUCUCUUCGACUUCUGGUUUGCUGCCAAAUGAAGAAAAAAUGGUUGUUUAUUGCAGUGGUAUGCAGGAGGCUGAGGUUACCCGAGUGCUCGAAAUGUCAGGAUAUACAAGAGCUCAUCUUCCUUUCAGGUAUCUUGGCAUCCCAGUUUGUUCAAAAAAAAUAUCAGCUGCUGAAUGUAAUGGAAUUCUUGAGAAAAUGGUUGCUCAGAUCAAAGUUUGGAGCUCGAGGAAUUUGUCAUAUAUGGGAAGAGUUACAUUAAUCAAUUUUGUUUUGAUUACCAUUCACUCUUAUUGGACCCAAAUAAUGAUUCUUCCAAAAAAGUUGUUAAAGGGUGUAGAAGCUAUUUGUCGGGCUUUUCUUUGGAAGGGUUUGGCAGACAUUAAUGGUCCGGGUUUAGUGGCUUGGCAACAUGUUUGUUUUCCAAAGAAAGCAGGGGGUUUGGGCUUUAGGAAGGUCCUCGAUUGGAAUAUGGCUGCAAUGGGGAAAUACGUUUGGGCAAUUGCCACCAAAAAAGAUAACUUGUUCGUAAAAUGGAUUAACAAUGUUUACUUGAUGGACAGGAAUUGGUGGGAGUACCAGCCACCAACUGAUUGUAGCUGGUAUUGGAAGAGAUUAGUUGUUGUCAAAGAAGCUUUCAAAGCCAAGGCAGAUCUGUCAUAUUUUGCAGCAUUGAGGUAUAGCAUUAAAAUUGGUCAUGAUUUACUAUUUGAUCAACCACUUGCAGUAGGUUGGAGCAAAGUGGUUUGGGAUAGACUGAGCAUUCUGAAGCAUAGAAUUGUGCUUUGGCUGGUAAUGUUGCAGAGACUUCGAACUAGAGAUCAGAUUCAAAAGUUUGAGCCUCUAGUGGAUCAAACAUGUCUGUUAUGUGGAGCUGAUAAUGAGACCAUAGGCCAUCUAUUUUUUCACUGUCAUUAUAGUAGUGCUUGUUUGCAGAAAAUUAAGCACUGGAUGGGUUGGAAAUCAGCUUCAUUGGAUCUGUUGCAAUUAAUUCGGUGGAUCAAUAAAGCAAAGAAGAUGAGUGCUAUUCGGAAGAACAUCAUGUAUGCUACUCUUGCAGCUCUAGUCUACCACAUUUGGAGAGUCCGGAAUGAUGUGUAUUGGAAUAAAAAAUUCUGGCAUAUUACUAAUACUGUACAGAAAGUGGAAAGGGAAAUACAAGUUAGGAUUACUCUCGUAAUGCCAAAAAAGGCUCAAACCAUAGAUAGAGAUUGGUUCACUAAGAUCUGUAAACAAUAG